Caenorhabditis remanei is the source of this 2124-nucleotide messenger RNA. RefSeq lists its product as uncharacterized. Gene Ontology annotation, cellular component: membrane raft. Gene Ontology annotation, molecular function: hexosyltransferase activity. Gene Ontology annotation, biological process: innate immune response. The record is from RefSeq and is a predicted model, not a curated record. The coding region runs from base 1 to 2124 and encodes 707 amino acids. Lineage: Eukaryota; Metazoa; Nematoda; Chromadorea; Rhabditida; Rhabditidae. The transcript has 8 exons.
AUGCCUGUCGGACUGUUCGUUAAUGCAUGUACUAUCAAUUCUAUCGGAGAGAUUAUCGAUAAUCGACCAGAAUCGUUCAAGUUUUCCACUGAUUCCACUCCAAUUACUGUAAGAUUAUUUGAGGAUGGAGAGGAGAGAUAUGUGAUGAAAGAGGAAUUGUAUCAUGCAUUGAAUAGGGUGUCUCCGGAAUCAGAAGACUUGAAAAUAAUUCACUCGGAUGGAUUGAUUUUCGAAGGAAUGAGUAUGAAGGAUGUUGAGGCUGAGUAUGGAGAUCGAAUUCAGAAUAUUGAGUUCAUCCGCACUCCAAUCCUACGUUCCAAACACCGACUCAAAUUGGGUCAUUUCGUCAUUCCAGCCGUCGAUUUUCUGCUGGAAUUUCUGAGAGAAAUCAUUUUCGGACUGAAAUUAUUCCAGAAGUAUCAAUGCGUCGAUUGGGAGGAAUUUGAACCAAUUUUUGAAAAAUUCGAAGCGAAAUUUAUUGCUUGCCGUACAAAACCGUUCAUCGUCAGAGCUGGGAUUCAACAUGACAUCUCACAAGAUCCGAAUCCACUGAAAAAGUAUGAAGUUUUGCCGGUGAAAGAAGUCAGAAACCUCAAAAUCGGUGGAUUUACGGUCCAGAAUCUGAAAAACGAGCUGAAACACCUUGGACUGACUGAAAGUUUCCCUGAUAUCGAGGAGCAUGCAGAAGUGGUUUAUAAGCAUGUGAAAAGAGUGAAGAAAGCGAAGAAAUUGAGAACUUGUGACUUGAUUGAUGCAGUGGAGAGUUGUCAGAUGAUUUGUGUUCUCAAUCGACUCUCGAACUAUAAGAGAUUCGUUCUCAAUCAGAAAGGAUGCGGCAGAGUUCCGGGAUUAAAGUGUGAGCAGUGCGAGAAAGAGAAGAAGAAAAUGUCAGAUGAGAUCAGAAGCUCUGUCACGAAUCCGCCAGAGGAAAAGCUUCCGAAGGCUCUGAAAAAUCUGAAAAUCGAGAGCUCCACUAGCUACGAAAGCCCCAAUGAUAAUGAGGAUAAUAAGGAGAAUCAGAAUCCGAUUAAGGAUGAGAAGACGUCGAAGAAGAUGGUCUCAGAUAUCAUGAAUUUGUUGGCUCAGAGAUCUAAAGUAGCCACUGAAUCAUCUGAAAUUCUGAACGAUAAUUCGGAAAAAUGUGUAUCAGAGAGUCAACUGCAGACCCAAUUACAGAUGAAAUUGAAGGAAAAGAUUAUGGCGAAAACUGAGGAAAACCAACGACUUCAUGAGACAAUUCUCAAGUUGACUGCUGAAAAUGAGGCGGAUCAGAGAGUAAUUCAACAUUUACUCGAUGAAUUGGCAGCUGGAAACCAGAAGAAAGAUAUGGAAGAGGUAUCCGAUGAUACUGAGGCCUCCAGAAUCCCUCCGGUCGUCAUCUGUUAUUGGAAUAUGUUGAGUGUACCGAAGGGUCUGGGAACAUAUUUUAAAGCAUUCAAAUCGACGAAAGGUGGUCUGACGCAUUUUUUGACUAAACUAGGUCAAACUAUUGCUAGCUCUAUGGUUGCGAAAUGGCUAGUUGCGAAAUGUCGUAGUUGCCGUAGUCUAGUUGGAAUUGUGGAGAAAGAUGAGAAUGUCAAAAAGUUAUUGCUAGAGGAAGCAAAUUUGUACGGCUAUCUUAUUAUAGUGGAUCUAAUCGAUAAUUAUGUAGAGUUGACUUAUAAAACAAUUGCAUCUCUUUUGCAUGCCACAAGCAAAGCUCCGAAAUUCCAAUUGAUUGGAAAAAUCGAUGAGGAUUUCCCAAAUAAACUGAUCAACCUUCUCAAUGACGAUGUCAUCGAUACCAACACUUCCACUUUAUACGGAGAGAUUGUAAAAGAAGGUGGAGAAGUGAACCAUGAUAAGAGUAGAAGGUGGCACGUCACAGAAAAAGCAUACAAGUGUAAAAAGUAUCCGGAAUGUUUGUCUGGUCCGUUUUAUUUGGCAACGAGGAAAGCGGCAAUAGAAGACGUCUUCAUUACUGGCCUACUUGCAGAUGCCGUUGGCGUUGCCCGUAAAAGCCUCCCAAUGCUUCACAUGCUUCCAGAAGAUAAAACAGCUGAGGAAAAAACGGACAUACUCGUCUGGCACACUUUCAAACAUUACGAUCAGUAUAUGGAGUUUUUCAAGAAAAAUUUGAAAUGA